AUGGCCCGGAUAAACCUGCCCCCGCUUACUCGAGGCGUGCUCGCUGCCGUCGUAUUCUUUACACUGAUAAACUUCGCACUGCGACCGCACGCCGACUGGGUGGAAAAGGUCGAGAAGCCAAUCAUAGGCGUCGGCAAUGGCGUGCCGUGGCUCACAAUAGUCCCUCGCUAUUCGGUGCCGUGGUAUCCAUGGGUGUUUGCAUUGGCGACCGUGGUAGAACAGAAUGUCCUCGGUCUCAUCACCACCGGACUCACCGUCUUCUAUGGCGGACGCUAUCUUGAAAGAGCAUGGGGGUCUCACGAGUUUACCAAGUUCAUGCUCUUCGUGGCCAUGAUACCCAACAUCCUCACAUAUCUGCUCUACAUCGCUGGCUACCUCCUCAUGAGCAGAGGUUCCAUCAUGCAAACCACCAUCUCCGGAGGCAUUGCCAUUCAAGCUGGCUUCCUCGUCUCCCUUAAGCAGCUCGUCCCCGAACACACCGUGGCCAUCGCGAAGGGCCUCAUCCGCAUGCGUGUCAAGCACUUCCCUGCCAUUUUCCUCCUGACCAACACAAUUUCCGGCAUCGUACUUGGUACUGAGACGGCCAUGUUCCUGGCCUACUUUGGCUUCUUCACUGCGUGGAUUUACCUUCGUUUCUACCGCAUAAGCCCGUCGCUGUCAUCUACUGCGACCGGCGACGGAUCGGUUAUCCGCGGCGACGCCUCAGAUACCUUCUCUUUUGCUCACUUCUUCCCGGAGCCCAUACAAACACCGGUCGGCGCACUCUCCGACGGCAUCUACAACACGCUGAUAUCGCUCAAAGUGUGCACACCCUUCUCAGAUCAGGACAUCGAUGCGGGCAACGAACAGGCGAGUGCCCGUGCUGAAGGAGGCCUACCAAGCAUCAUGAAUCCCAACAGCAGGGGAGGUCGAGGCGGAUCAACGCGAGCUGAGGCAGAGAGGAGACGUGCUCUGGCUCUGGAAGCAUUGAAUGCGAGAUUAAAUGCAGCCGCGUCCCGAGGUCCAAGUGCCGCUGCUCCGUCGGCGCCUUCUGUCUCUGGACCUGCAGAGUCACUAGGAGAAACAAACUACGAGCCGGAACGACAUGAAACACCACAAAGGCCGACGGCGUCCUAG
Messenger RNA from Alternaria atra, 1116 nucleotides. RefSeq lists its product as uncharacterized. The transcript has 2 exons. The record is from RefSeq and is a predicted model, not a curated record. Lineage: Eukaryota; Fungi; Ascomycota; Dothideomycetes; Pleosporales; Pleosporaceae. The coding region runs from base 1 to 1116 and encodes 371 amino acids. Gene Ontology annotation, biological process: retrograde vesicle-mediated transport, Golgi to endoplasmic reticulum. Gene Ontology annotation, cellular component: Golgi apparatus; membrane.